AUGGCUCGACGCACUACUCCCAAGUUUCCGCAAUUACUUCGUUGCGGCCGCAAGCCGCAGGUGACUCGCCGCGUUCCUCACACCCAAAAUUACCGCUUCUGGCAUCACAACGAGCGCCCGCGGGAGUACCCCUGGCGGUCCAUCCUCGGGCGAAAGAACGCAGAGCGUGACCGAGAAAUUGCCGUCUUUGGCGAUUUUCUGGCCUCCAACCUUGGUCAACAGUCGAGCAUUGCCGAAAAGGGCGAGAGACACCGCACAUCGCGGAGAUUGGCGUCUGGCCGGGCUACCAAAUUUCCCUGUUGGGUAAUUCACGUCUCAACGGCAGCCUGGAUGUUCGGCAUACAUACACCUGGGCAUAAUGCUCCCGCCGAUGACGCCCUCGUAUGUACGAGGAAAGUAUGCCAGCCAAGACAUGUACGCACUGCGACUACGCCGGUGGACACUCACCUAACUAUCACACCCUUGAGAUGGCCUGCUACUCAGGGGCUCGGCGCCCCUGAGCUGGGAUAUGGCUCGCGAGAAAGUUUCUUACCGAGACCCCGAGAGUCAGCUCCUACUAGCUUCUCGAAAUCUCUGCCAGAGUACAGCAAUUCGGGGUCGCCGCAAACAGUGGCGGAGCUGGCCAUGGCACUGCAAUCUACCAACGGACGGGAUCAUUUUCCGCUUAGAGUCUCUGAAGAUGAGAAGCGAGGGCUCAUCGCCGAGAUUACCCCAUAG
This is a messenger RNA of Colletotrichum acutatum, 717 nucleotides long. RefSeq lists its product as uncharacterized. The transcript is spliced from 3 exons. The coding region runs from base 1 to 717 and encodes 238 amino acids. The record is from RefSeq and is a predicted model, not a curated record. NCBI's taxonomy places the organism in Eukaryota, Fungi, Ascomycota, Sordariomycetes, Glomerellales, Glomerellaceae.